AUGGAUCCGUUUCACGACGCAGUCAUUGGCUACCCCAAACUCGCAGCAAAGAUUGCUUUGCAGCCUGAAGCCGCCAUAUACCGCAGAUUUGGAGCAAUGAACGCACAGAACCUGUUGUAUCUACAGGCCGAACUCAUAGACCUCGAGGAAAGGCUGAAAGAACAGCAAGAUCUGGACAACAACGACAGCACAGGGAGAAAGUCAGAAUAUGCCAAAAACUGGUUCUCCUUACAAGACUCGGCAGUCGAUGGCGAUACCGAGCAACUCGACCUCGUUCUGAAAAUACGCGAGCUACUGAAAGAAUACACGGCUCAUUACGAUCCAACAGAUCACGCUCUGAUCCAGCAAUCGCUGAUUCUCGGCUAUUCCGAACCCGGCAAGUGGGAUUUGCAUGACAUGCAAGACUAUCUCCAAACCCCACAGAUGGGCCCAUUGGCCCUGACAGGCGAAGACGCAACAGUGUGGGGCUCCAUGAAGGAUCGUACCUCACACGCGCCUGACCUGGUAGCCUUGCGCCCACGUGCUAAAAAGGACGCAUUCUCGGUCUGGGCCGCGGAAAAUACCAUUUCCAAACUGCGCUGGGGAGGAUGCAUGCGCUUCAUGAAGGCAUCACCUGUUCAUGGCGUAGUCGGAUAUGAUGACAGUACCAUCUAUCGCAUCACGUAUUGGAUCACCAGCCUUUUGGCUUCCCUAAUACCGAUCGCCUCCAUCGUGGUGCUGUAUUGUGUGCGAUCGAUGCCGGCAAGAUUCGCUACCAUAGCUGCGUUUAAUGUGCUGUUGUCUGUGUGCCUCAUGGGCCUUGCGGGUGCAAAACGGGCUGAGGUCUUUGCUAUUACCGCCGCUUUUGCCGCAGUGCAAGUUGUGUUCGUUGGUCAAAAUGAGAGUACACCGGCGUAA
Messenger RNA from Alternaria conjuncta, 897 nucleotides. RefSeq lists its product as uncharacterized. The coding region runs from base 1 to 897 and encodes 298 amino acids. Lineage: Eukaryota; Fungi; Ascomycota; Dothideomycetes; Pleosporales; Pleosporaceae. The transcript has 3 exons. The record is from RefSeq and is a predicted model, not a curated record.